This is a messenger RNA of Argiope bruennichi, 3969 nucleotides long. It is a transcript of the gene Ppcdc, whose product is annotated as phosphopantothenoylcysteine decarboxylase-like. Bases 148 to 723 code for a protein of 191 amino acids. Gene Ontology annotation, molecular function: phosphopantothenoylcysteine decarboxylase activity; FMN binding. Gene Ontology annotation, cellular component: phosphopantothenoylcysteine decarboxylase complex. The transcript has 2 exons. The record is from RefSeq and is a predicted model, not a curated record. NCBI's taxonomy places the organism in Eukaryota, Metazoa, Arthropoda, Arachnida, Araneae, Araneidae. Gene Ontology annotation, biological process: coenzyme A biosynthetic process.
UUACUUUAUUUCCUGCUGCAUUCCUGUUAAAAUAAAAUACAAAAUCAAAUGUUAUGAUUAGCAAUACUUCAUUUGAAGCUAACCUAGUUAAUGUUAUUUCAUUAAUAUAUAAAUAAGCAUUAAAUAGUUAAGUUGUUCUAUAAAAAUAUGGAACCAUCUGAAAAGUGCCAUAUUCUUGUUGGCUGCACUGGUAGUGUAGCUAGUAUUAAAUUGCCUGAACUUCUGAAGUUAUUAUUAAAGCAAGCUAUUGAUGGAAGACAUAUGGAAAUCAAGGUCAUUGCAACAAAGAAUUCCUUCCACUUUAUACCUAUGAGAGAAAUGCCAACAAAUGUUGUGAUAUAUUCUGAUGAAGAUGAAUGGGCUUGUUGGAAAGAAAUGUCUGAUCCUGUUUUACACAUUCAGCUUCGACGCUGGGCUGACGCACUUGUCAUUGCUCCAUUAGAUGCCAAUACAUUAGCCAAAAUGGCUAAUGGUAUUUGUGAUAAUCUAUUAACCUGUACAAUUCGUGCAUGGGACAGAAUGAAACCUCUAUUUUUCUGUCCUGCAAUGAAUACUUACAUGUGGGAUCAUCCACUGACAGCAAAGCAUGUAAAGGAGCUGAAAGAUUUGGGAUAUAUUGAAAUCCCGUGUGUGGCUAAACGAUUGGCAUGUGGGGAUGUUGGGCAUGGUGCUAUGGCUGAAGUUAGUACAAUAGUGCAUGAAGUGGUUUCACGCAUGUUUUAGAUGCUAGAUGUUCAAAAUAACUCAAUGUUAUACCUCAGUUUGAAUAUAUUUUUAUAUAUAUGUCACAAAUACUUUUAUAUAAAGAAUUUAUAUUUGUCAAAGUCUUAUUCUGGUAAAAUUAAUCAAUGAAAGUGUGUAAAUUAUAUUUCAUAAAAAUGAGUACAUUUAUGUGUGUAAUGGGAUUAUUCAAUUGCUGCAAAAGUAAUGAGCUUGAUGUCUUUUAUGUUCAAUUAUUGAAGACAUGCUUUGAAAAUGUAGCAUUUUCAUAAAAUAGCAACAAAAUCAAUAUAAUUAUAACAAAAUUAAUUUGUAUAAUAAUUUAAGCUUGUAUCCUGAAACAUUUUGAAUUUGCAAUCGCUGGUAUUCAUAUUGAUUAAAUAAUAAAAAGAAAUAUGAUAUCAUAAAUAAAAUUACAGUUAUUUUUCAUAUUAAAUUGAUAUUACCAAAUAUAUAUUAAUGUAUAUCAAAAACGAAAUUCAAAUGCCAAGUUUCUAAGUAAAACAACCUCAUAUUAUGAAGUUGUUUUAAUUAGUUAUUAUAUACUGUUUUGUUGCAAAGCUUAAAAAUUUGCAUUCUUACAUAUAUUUUGACUCCAUCCCUAUUAAUGGAAACAUGAUACUUCAUGUUGGCAUAUAUUUAUUUUGACAAUUUCUGCUGAAAUACAGAAAAAUGCUAAUUUAUAUUUUAUACUAUUUGUGUAACUAAUAAAAGAAUUCAAACAUAUUUGCAUUACUAAUUACUUGUACAUUAGAAAAAGAAGAUAUCUGACAAAUUUUCAUUUUUUAAACUUCAUUAUUCUAAAAUUCUGAUUAUAUCAUAAUAAGUUAUCUGAAUAUUAAUUACAUUUUACAUGCUUUCUAAUUAUUAAUUACACAAAUUACAAUUGAGAUAUAAAAUUGUAACUCAUAAUUCGAAGGCAUGUAAAAUGUCAAUGUCUUUUUCUCCUGCAAUCAUUCAUUUUUAUGAUUUUAUUUUGUUAGUUAUUCUGUUAAAACUAUGACAUGAUGUACUACAGUUAAUAAAUUGAAAAUGUACUGAUAGUUAAUAAAUUGAAAAUGUUCAUUAACAUAUUUUAUAAUGCAAGAAUGAGUAGCAUAAAGCUUAUUUGUGUUUCCUUCAAAAUUAUUGCCCUAAGUAAUUAUGCAUUUUUAUUGUUGCUCAUACAAAGAAGUAAAAAAGCAUUUUAAGAAUCCUUUUACCACAUUCUUUAAUACUUUUUGCUUCUGUUCUUUGCAAUUUGAGAAUUGUUGUUCUUUAAGCAGAUUCUUCAUUAUGGGUAAAAGUCACAUUGUGUAAGAUCAGGAAAAUAAACUAUUUGUGGAAGGAUUGUAAUGAGAUAUUUUGACAUUUAGAGAAAUCUAUUAAUUGGUAUAAUAAGGAUGCAAUUAUACUUUGGCUUAAAAUAUUGGGUGCUCGCAUCUUAUCAAAUUAUGUAAACAUUUAAGAACUUUAAUGUAUUCUUCUUUAGGGCGUGUAACUUUACUAAAGGAAUUUGUUGUGUGCAAACCCUUUGCAACUAAACACUAUCUAUCAUUUCCAUCUGACAAGAAUUUAUGAAUUCUUUUAAUCACAAACCAUGCACAUUUAUUAUGUUUUUGAAAUGAAUGAGAAGGGUUUUGAUUGGUUGAUGACAUGAUAUUCUGAUUUUUUUAAGGAAAUGGCAUAAUUCAUUUACAUUUUGAAAUAAGGCCGGGAUAGUCUGGUUGGUAGGGCAUUGGAUUUGCAUCCCUUGGGUUGCGAGUUCAAACCCCACUCGCCAAAGACUCCCCGCGUGUGCGGUGGCUGACACGCGUAUAAAUCUGUCGUGGUCACAAAGUCCUCCAUGUCGAGAGUAAUACCACUGGGGGUACUAGAUCAGGGGUGACUAUUCUCUGAUUCAUGUCUAAAUUACAAUCUGUGAAUGAAAUCCAGUAAUGAAGUCCUCCCCGUAAAAAGGGUUGUGUUGUGUGUGUAGUUAAGUCGUACUCAUGGCCCUGGAUGGCGCUACUGUAAAAACAAGAGAUGUACCCUUGGCUUAAAACCACAAAUGACUUCUUAAAGUCAGUGGGCUUGUCUAUGACAAGUGCCAUUAGAAACAACAUUUUGAAAUUUUUUUAAAGUUUAGAUUAUUUUGAAUGUAAUAAUAUUAUGGAAUAUGAUUUAUUAUGAAACACUUUAUAACAUGAAUUUUACUAUAAAAAACUUUAUAUUCUUAAGUUAAACACAAAACAAAAUAUUUACUACAUUUUUGUUAUAUAAUGUACUAAGUCUGGAAUCUCUAUGGAAAUCUAAUGAUAUCCCUCUAAGAUUAAUUUUUACUUUUAUUAUUUUCUCUAAUUAAUGCCUUUAUUACUGAGAAUUAAAGUGCAAUGAUUUUGAUGUAAAAUACUUAUUGAAUGAAAUUACUUGAUAUUAGAUUUUUUUUAUUCUUACCCUGGGAUUAAUUCUCAAGAUAUUAGAUCUUUGAUAGUGUCGAUGCAAUAUACCUGAUGAUUAGAUUUAAAGCAAGCCUAUCCAUAGUAAUGCUGGAGGAAGGGGUUACUUAAUGGUCAUAAUUCUGGCAACAUACAUUUUAGAAAACAUACGAAGUGGAUCUGAAAAAUUCCAAAAAUGUAUGAAAAAUGAAUAGAAUGUACUAUAAAUAUAAUUUGAUCUUUUGUUGCUUAAAAAUGUAAUCUUAAUUGUAACAAAAGAAAUAGGAAGUUCAAUGUAUAUUAAAAAUUAUUAUAACUAUCUAAAUCUCAAUUUAUUGCAUACAUUUUAGGUAAACUAAGAUAAAGAUUUUAUAUAUAAAAAAAAUCAUAGUCUAUAAUGAUAUAAUAUACAAGGAUUUGAUUUAUAUAUAUAUUAUCGUGUAAAAUGUUCUAGCUGACAGUAUUUAAUUUUUGGCAUAAACUUAAAGAAAUUUCUUUUUAAGGCAGCUGCUAUGGAGUUACUGAAAAUAUUAAAUUGUUAUCAGUAGAAGUUAACUAUUUAUUUUUAUUAACCUAUUCUCAUAUAAAAUAUAUUUGAAUUUUUUAAAUAAAUUAUUUGAUUGAGAAGAUUUGAGAGCAAAUAAUAAAGUAAUAGUGAAAUUGGGAAGAUUGAAAGAAAUUGUAAAAAUAAAAAUAGAAUUUUAUAAGAACAUAAAGCAUAAUAUUUGUUUUAUCUUGUAUAAAUGCACUUUAUUUAAUAGUGUUUAUUAUUUCCUUUUAAAAAUAUUUUUAAUGAUUUUUUGGAUCAUGUGAUUAUUAAUAUUUAAAUAUUUAUAAUGAAAUAUUUUUCAUU